AGGGUUUAGAAACUGCCAUGGGAAGGGACUGUGGACAGUACACUAAGUUCUGAACUGGUAAUGCUGGAGGGUUAGGUGUUAUUAGGACUGCAAAGCAGCUUGACUAAUUACAGUGCCUGUUUGGAUUAAGGAAAUUGGAUUUCACAUGAUUCAAGUUAAUGGGAAAAGGUGAACUCUUUUUGGAAAAAGAUAAUAUCAUCUGGAUCCUGGACAGCUUUUUACAUAAAUAUUGAGAAUUCAAUAAAAAAACUACUAGGAAGACAUACAAAAAACUGGUUGACAUGAAAAAAACCUAGAGAAAAAACAGACAAUACAAACAGAUACUAGAAUUUACUGACAAUGAUGUUAAAAUAAGUAUGACUAAUAGAUUGUAAAGAAUAGAGAAAAUAGGGGCACCUGGGUGUCUCAGUCGGUUAAGUGUCUGACUUCAGCUCAGGUCAUGAUCUCACACUCUGUGAGUUCGAGCCCCGCGUCAGGCUCUGUGCUGGCAGCUCAGAGCCUGGAGCCUGCUUCAGCUUCUGAGUCUCCCUCUCUCUCUUCCCCUCCUCUGCUUAUGCUGUGUCUCUCUCUGUCUCAAAAAUAAAUAAAAACAUUUUUAAAAAUUUUUAAAAAAAGAAUAGAGAAAACAAAAGAGAAUUCCACCAGAGAAUUGAUAUUUAAAAUAGAAAUUCAUUACAGAACAGAAAAAUAUAAUAUCUGAAAUUAAAAGCUAUUAAGGUAGUUUAUGACUUAGUAGAUAUAAAGGAAUACAGGAUUAAUUAAUGAAAGACAAGCCAAUAUAAAAUAUCCAAAAAGCAGCAUAGGAAAAAAUAUUGAAAAAUACAGAAACAUAUAUGGCCUUUUGUUGCAACGUGGAUGGAACUGGAGUGUUAGGCUAAGUGAAAUAAGUCAUACAGAGAAAGAUACCAUAUGUUUUCACUCUUAUGUGGAUACUGAGAAACUUAACAGAAGACCAUAGGGGAGUGGAAGGGGGGAAAAAUACAGAGAGGGAAGGAGGCAAACCAUAAGAGACUCUAAAAAACUGAGAAUAAACUGAGGGUUGUUGGGGGCUGGGAGGUAGGGGAAAGUGGAUGGUGGACGAUGAGGAGGGCACCUGUUGGGAUGAGCACUGGGUUUUGUAUGGAAACCAAUUUGACAAUAAAUUUCAUAUAAAAAAGAAAGAAAGAUACAGAAAAGAACAUAAUUGACAAGUGAGACAUAAUGAAAAACUCUAAUAUACAUAGGACUGUAAUCCUAAAAGAAGAAGAGAUACUAGGAAUGAAGAAUAAGCAAUGUUUGAAGAGAUAAUGAUGAGGAAUUUGUACAAAUCCUUCAUCACUCAAAAUGCUCAGGGAAACCCAGUCAAUAGAAAUAAAAUACAGGGGCACCUGAGUGGCUCGGUUGGUUAAGCCUCUGACUUUGGCUCAGGUCAUGAUCUUAUGGUUCGGUUCAUGAGUUCCAGCUCCAUGUUGGGCUCUGUGCUGACAGGUCAGAGCCUGGAGCCUGCUUCAGAUUCUGUGUCUCCUCUCUCUGCCCCUCCCAUGCUCCCAUGUCUGUCUGUCUGUCUCUCUCUCAAAAAUAAACAUUAAAAAAUGUAAAAAAAGAGAGAGAAAAUACAAAAUACAACUAGGAAAUAUCAUAGGAAAACUGCUGAAGACUAGCGUCAAGGAGAAAAUCUUAAAAGCAACCACAUAAAAAUGACACAUUACUCUUAAAGGAGCAACAAUAAAAUGGAGAGCUGGCUUUUCAACAUAAAUCAUGAAACCAAAAGACAAAGAAAUUAGGUCUUUAAGGUCGUGGGAAAAAGAAACCAGAUUAGCACUCUUCUAUCAUCAGAAAAUAUCCUUCAAAAAUAAAGUUUUCAAACAGAUAAAAACCAAGAGAAUCAUAAUCACAUUUGCACCAAAACAAAUGUUAUUAGUAGAAUUCACUGGGUAGAGGGAGAACAGUCCUAAAGGAAUCAGACUUGCAGGAAGAAACGAAGAGCAACAGGAAGAAUAAAUAUAAAUUAAUAUUGAUUAUACGAGGCAAAAACAGUUUCUUAAAAGAUUUAAAAUAUAUACAAGAUUUAAAUUCAUGACAACAAUAAUGUAAAGGGGAAGAUGAUAUAGAUACAGUCGAUGAGUUCUAAGCUUCUAAGAAUGAUCAUGGAAGUAGUAAAAUUAAAAAGUUUGUAUCAGACUCUUGUAGAUCAAAGAUACAUGCUUUAAUCUGUAGGAUAAUUACUACAAAAUUAACUAAAAAACUAACUGAAGGAAAAUGAAAAAUAACAAAUAUCUGAAUAGUCUAAAAAUAACAAAACUUUAGGGACAAAUAGAGAAAAAUAGAUGGUAAAUAUAAAUAGAGAAUUAUCAAAUAUUACAUCAGUCGUGGUUAGAUUAAAUAAUCAAUUAAACAACCAAAAGUUGUCAGACUAUGGGGCGCCUGGGUGACAGUUAGUUGGUUAAGCAUCUGACUCCUGAUUUCCACUCCAGUCAUGAUCUCAAUGUUUAUGAGUUUGAGCGACAUGUCAGGCUGUGUGCUGACAGUGCAGAGCCUGCUUGGGAUUCUGUCUCUCCCUUUCCCUGACCCUCCCCCACUUGUGCUCUCUCUUUCUCUCUCUCUAAAUAAACUUUAAAAAAUGACAUGAUUGUACAUAUAAAAAGUCGUAAAGAAUCUCUUGAUGAUUAGGCUUAAUAAAUAAACUAGUUAGCAAUUCCACUGGUUAUAAGGUAGCAUAAAAUAUAAAUUGUAUUUCUGAUAGCAACAAAAAUCCUAAAAUUAAAAAUUUUAAGUAUAAUUUACAAUAGUUUAAAAAAUAUCAAUUAUCUAGAAACUAACAGAAUAUGUGUAAGACUUAUAUACUGAAAAACUAUAAAAUAUUGAGGAAGGUUAAAGAUCUAAAUAAAUAGAGGAUACAUAAUUUUCAAUAGUUGGAAGACUCAAUGUUGGGAAUAUGUCAAUUAUCCCCAGUCUAUAGAUGGAAUAAAAUUCUAAACAAAAUUUCAGCAGAUUUCUUUGUAAAAAUUGACAGGCCAAAUCUAGAGAUUAUAUAGAAAUGCAAAGGGACAAGAAGAACCAAAACAAUCUUGAAGAAAAAGAAUGAAAGUGGAGGAUUUAUUUAUUAAGUAAUUUCUAUACCUGACAUGGGGCCUGAACUCACAACCCUGAGAUCAAGAGUCACAAGCUUUUCUGACAGACCCAGCCAGAUGCCCCAAUAAUAAUGACUAUUAUGAAGCUAUAGUAAUUAAGAAAAUAUGGUAUUGCAGGAUAAAUUAAGGGAAAAAUGGAAAAAAGAGUCUUGAAUACACCUAUGGUCACCUGAUUUAUAACAAAAAUGACACUUCAAAAACAAAAGGGAAUGAAACUUCUCAAAGGAUAGUGCAAAAUCUGGAUAUUUUUAUGAAAAAUGAUGUAACCCUAACUUCAUAUGAAAAAAAUUCUGGAAUACUAUAGCUCUAAAUGUGAAAGGUAAAGCAAUUGAUUUUUCAAAAACGCCAUACAAGAAUAUUUCCAUGACCUUGAGAUGUGCAAAGGUUUCAAGAGAACACAAAAAAGUGUUUUUUUAAUGUUUAUUUAUUUUGAGAGAGAGAGUGAGUGCAGGAGCGGCAGCGGGGGGGUGCAGAGAGAGAAGAGAGAAUUCCAAGCAGACUCCAUGCCCAGCAUGGAGCCAGACUAGGGGCUCAUUCCAACAGACCAUGAGAUCAUGACCUGAACCAAAAACAAGAGUGGGAUACUUAACUGAUUGAGCCACCCCAAGAACACAAAAAGUCUUAAAACCAUAAAUUAAAAAAUAUUGAUAAAUUAGACUAAAAAUAAGAAGUUUUGUUCAUCAAAGAUAGCACAAGAGAACUAAAAUGCAAGCCAUAGAGUAGGAGAAGAUAUUUGCCAUACUUACUUCUGAAAAAGUGCUUAUACUCAGAAUAUAAUAAGGAACUUCUGAAGAUUGAUAAGAAAAAAAGGCAAAUGCCCUAAAUAGAUAGACCAAAGACAAGCACUUCACAAGAAUGUGUCCUAAUAGCCAUUAAACUUGUGAAAAAAGUGCUCAGUUUAAUUAAUCAAGGAAUUGCUAAAGUUACAAUAUGAUAUCACUACACACUCAUCAGAGUGGUUAAAAUUAAAAGACAAUAUCAAGUGUUGACAAGGACAUGGAACAACUGGAACUGUCAUUCUUUGCUGGUUUUCGUGGAACCACAUUUGUAAACUUUUGCAAUAUCUGUUAAAGCUAAAUAUAUAUUCAUGUCUUAUAACACAGAAGUCUAACUCGUAGGAAUAUAUUCAACAUAAAUGCUCCCAUAGACACUAAAAGACAUGUUCAAGAAUGUUCAUAGCAGCACUAUCCAAAAUACCCUCAAACUGGAGCACCCAAUCAAUUGGAGAAUAAACAAAUAGUAGUACAGUCAUACAAUAAAAUAAUAUAAAGCACUGAGAAUAAAAUUAAUUAGGAUAGUGUGUAACAGAUGAAUUUUACAAACAUAAUGUUGAGUAAAAGAAGCCAAACAUAAAAGAGAAAUACUCCAUAAGUCCAUUUGUAUAAAAGUUAAAAAAAAAAAAAAGAGGGGUGCCUGGGUGGCUCAGUAGGUUAAGCGUAUGACUUUGGCUCAGGUCAUGAUCUCGCGGUCCUCGAGUUCAAGCCCUGUGUCGGGCUCUGUGCUGACUGCUCAGAGUCUGGAGUCUGUUUCAGAUUCUGUGUCUCCCUCUCUCUCUGACCCUCCCCCGUUCAUGCUCUGUCUCUCUCUGUCUCAAAAAUAAACGUUAAAAAAAAGAAACGAAUCUAUGAUAAUAGAAGUCAGAAGCAUGCUUACAUUUAGCAGGGAGGGUAAUGAGCACACAAAAACAGAAGGGGGCUUCAAGGGUUUUGGUAACAGUUUUAAUUUAGGUUCUACUUAUACAAGUGUGCUCACUUCAUGGAAAUGUAUUGAGUUGUACACUUAGAAUGUGUACCCUUUUCUGAUAUAUAUUUCAAAAUAGUGACUUUUUAAAAAUUGUAAACUUUUGUAAACAUCAGUUAUCACUUCUUUCUUAAAUAUAAUCAAACCCACAAGAGAAAGUUUCUUCUCAAAAUGUAUUUUAUGAGGAACACUAAUAUAUCAUUUCAGUUUGUUCUGAAAAGUGUUCUUUUACUGAAAGCCAACCCAACAGAUAUUUCUUUAGAACUUCCACUACUUAAGAACUGGAGAAAUGAUCGGGCGCACUUCUGUGACUUAAAAGGACAUUGGUAUGACAACAGUUAUAAUUUGGAAUGAAAUGGCAAAUACUAUAUGCAAUAGUAAAUAAGGACGCCUGGUGGCGCUGCAGGCUAGGAGUAUGAAUGAAAACUCUGUGACUGCCGGACGCCAUUAAGCUGGGACUCAGAAUAAUGAAUGCUUCCUGAAAGACGGAAGUAUUUUAGGUAAGAUCUAGGGGCAGAUGUUUUCAGAGAGGACAUCAUUCUAGGACGAGUCAGUCAGAAAGAUCUAAUGCAAGGUUAUUUAACCAAAUCAUCUGGGUCGACCGUAUACAGAGGUGAAGAAACUGCACCACAUGAAUUUGGUGUGAACAAUGGAGACAGCGCUAGCAAAAACGCCACAGAAAAGGCAAGUUCUCUUUCUUGCUAUAUUGAUGCUUUUGUGGGAGGCUGGCUCUGACCCAAUUAGGUAUUCCAUUCCAGAAGAAACAGAAAGUGGCUCCUUUGUGGCCAACCUGGCAAAGGACCUGGGGCUCAGGGUGGGGGAACUAGCUACUCGAGGCGCGCGAAUCCAUUACAAAGGAAACAAACAGCUCUUGGAACUGGAUGUAGAAACCGGGAAUUUGCUGCUAUAUGAAAAACUAGACCGGGAGGUGCUGUGCGGAGUGACAGAUCCCUGUAUACUGUACUUCCAGUUAUUACUGGAAAACCCGGUGCAGUUUUUUCAGGCUGAUCUGCAGCUCACAGAUAUAAAUGACCAUUCCCCAGAGUUCCUAGACAAGGAAAUGCUCCUCAAAAUCCCAGAAAGCGUUCAGCCUGGGACUGUAUUUCCUUUGAAAAUAGCUCAGGACUUUGACAUAGGUAGUAACACUGUUCAGAACUACACAAUCAGCCCCAACUCCCAUUUUCAUGUUGUCACUCAUAAUCGCGGAGAUGGCAGAAAAUACCCAGAGCUCAUGCUGGACAAAUCGCUGGACCGGGAGGAGCAGUCUGAACUCAGUUUAACCCUUACGGCGCUGGAUGGUGGGGAUCCACCUAGGUCCGGGACCACUGCAGUCCGUAUUGAAGUCGUGGACAUCAAUGAUAAUGCCCCUGCGUUUUUACAGUCGCUCUAUGAGGUACAGGUCCCGGAGAACAGCCCCCCAAACUCCUUAGUUGUCGUUGUCUCUGCCCAAGAUUUAGAUGCAGGAACAUAUGGGAAUGUACGCUACACUCUAUUCCAAGGCAAUCAAGUUAUUCAACCAUUUGUAGUAGACGAAAUAACAGGAGAAAUUCAUCUGAAAAAGGCAUUGGAUUUCGAGGCAACUCGAUACUAUAACGUGGAAAUUGCAGGCACAGACGGUGGGGGCCUUUCAGGAAAAUGCACUGUAGCUAUAGAAGUUGUGGAUGUGAAUGACAACGCCCCCGAACUGACCAUGUCAACGCUCACAAGCACAACCCCAGAAAACUCCCCAGAGACUGUAGUUGCUGUUUUCAGUGUUUCUGAUCCAGACUCCGGGGACAACGGUAGGAUGGUUUGCUCCAUCCAGAACGAUCUUCCCUUUCUCUUGAAACCCACAUUCAAGAACUUUUACACCCUAGUUACAGAAAAGCCACUGGACAGAGAAAGCCAAGCUGAGUACAACAUCACCAUCACCGUCACCGACUUGGGAACCCCCAGGCUGAAAACGCAGCACAACAUAACCGUGACGGUCUCCGACGUCAACGACAACGCCCCCGCCUUCAGCCAAACCACCUACACCCUGCGCGUCCACGAAAACAACAGCCCCGCCCUGCACAUCGGCAGCGUGAGCGCCACGGACAGGGACUUGGGCGCCAACGCCCAGGUCACCUACUCGCUGCUGCCGCCCGCGGACCCGCAGCUGCCCCUGGCCUCCCUGGUGUCCAUCAACGCGGACAACGGGCAGCUGUUCGCGCUCAGGUCCCUGGAUUACGAGGCGCUGCAGGCGUUCGAGUUCGGCGUGCGCGCGGCCGACCGCGGCUCGCCCGCGCUCAGCAGCCAGGCGCGGGUGCGCGUGCUGGUGCUGGACGACAACGACAACGCGCCCUUCGUGCUGUACCCGCCGCAGAACGGCUCUGCGCCCUGCACCGAGCUGGUGCCCAGGGCGGCCGAGGCGGGCUACCUGGUGACCAAGGUGGUGGCGGUGGACGGCGACUCGGGCCAGAACGCCUGGCUGUCGUACCAGCUGCUCAAGGCCACGGAGCCCGGGCUGUUCGGCGUGUGGGCGCACAACGGCGAGGUGCGCACGGCCCGGCUGCUGAGCGAGCGCGACGCCGUCAAGCACAGGCUGGUGGUGCUGGUCAGGGACAAUGGCGAGCCGCCGCGCUCGGCCAGCGUCACGCUGCACGUGCUGCUGGUGGACGGCUUCUCGCAGCCUUACCUGCCGCUCCCGGAGGUGGCGGCGGCCGAGGCGCGGGCCGACCCGCUCACCGUCUACUUGGUCGUCGCCUUGGCGUCCGUGUCGUCGCUCUUCCUGUUCUCGGUGCUGGUGUUCGUGGCGGUGCGGCUGUGCAGGAGGAGCCGGGCGGCGUCUGCGGGUCGCUGCUCGGGGCCCGAGGGCCACUUUCCGGGCCACCUGGUGGACGUCAGCGGCGCGGGGACGCUGUCCCAGAGCUACCAGUAUGAGGGCAUUGGAAAGGAAAUGGAGGAAAACGCCACCUUCCGGAAUAGCUUUGGAUUCAAUUAGGGAUCUGAUCACAAUGCCAUGAGUUUUGUCAUUUAUCUCUAAUUUCCCCAAAUACCGAGUUUGAGAGCGUCAUGGAGAAAAAUCCCACCUUCAGGUAUGAUUUCCCUGAAUUUAUCCUUUUCAACUUUAUCUUGCCCAAUUUUGGGAAAACUGAAUUCUCUGUCACUGCAUCUAUGUAUACACAGUGCCAUCCCAAAUCUAUGCAUGCUGUUGACUUUCCUAAAAUGUUUGCUUUUGAUGGUAUUUGUCAGGAUAAGCUGUCUUAAUGAAAUCAAAUACUGUUUUUCUCUGUAUUCUGUCCAUUCUGUUUCAUCACACUGUUUUUGAUGCUAAAAGCAAAAAUAAAAAGGUUUUACAUAAUUUUGUUUUCAAAGGAAUACAUGCAAAUGAUAAUGAAUGUAAUAUGUGAGAAAACUUGACAAAAAGCAACAACAAUGUUCUAACUACUCUUCUUUCCUAGCUUUCAUCCAUACUGGCAAACAUUUUUUAAACAAUUUUUAUUGAAUUAUACAUACAGAAAAGGGAACGAAUCAUAAUUUCAAUGUGUUUUCAGAAAGUUAACAUACUUGAUACCAGCAUCUUGGUGGUUAGUAAUGAAACGUUACUAACAUUUCAGGUGCCACACAAAUUACCCCUUAAAGUCACUACCAGCCCAAGUAUAACAAUAUCCUGACUUCCAGUACUAUGAUUUACUUUUGCCUGUUUUGAAUUUAUAUAAUUGGAAUAGUAGAGUAUGAACUGCUUUGUGUCUGGCUGAUUUCACUCAACAUUAUGUUUAUGAUAUUUGUCCAUGACAAUGCUUUUAAUUUUAGUUUUUCAUUCUCAUUGCUGUAUAGUAUUCCACUGUAUGAAUAUUUUACAAUUUAUGACCCAUCCCACUAUAGACGGAUAUUUGGGUUGGUGCACAGUUUGCCUGUUUGAAUAGUACUACUUUGAACAUUCUCAUACACGUCCUUUGGCAAACAUGUAUAUGCAUUUCUGUUGGUAUACACCUAGGGGUGAAAUUGCUGCUCAUUUAGUAAGUACAUGUUCCCUUUUUGUAGAUUCUUCCAAAUAGUUUCCAAAGUGGUUGUACCAGUUUACACUGCUCUCAGUACUAUCUGGAUGUACCAGUUCCUCCAUAUUUUUGCCAACACUUUCAUUUUAUCCCAUUGGAAAGUACCUUUAAACCUUUUAUCUCUAGUCCUUUUUAUAUUCUUUUUUUAUUACUAAAGAAUAUGUUUGUAACCUUUUCAUAAAGUCUAAACAAUUUCCUUAAUUUCCUGCUACUGUUGUCUAGUACCUAGCACACUUAAAACUUCUCUCAUUCAUCCUUUACAUAGAGCUCUGUCACUAUUUUCCAGUACUUUCCUGAACAAGCUGAAACCCUCCAUUUAUUGUUCAUAACAACAGUUCCUUUCAUUUACUUGUCUGACAGAAAAAAUACAAUUCUUAUUUUUUUCUCUUACUUCUUUCUCCCUUACACUUUACAACCUCUGUCAAAUUAACUUACACUUUUAUAUAGUCCAGAUUGAUGACAUUUUUACUCUGUAACCAUAGCUAAGAAUAGAAUUCCCCCUUUUGUCUGUAUAUCUGUUGUAGAAUCUGAAAUCACUAUUAAAAAUUCACUUUUAAUGACCAUUAUAUUAUGAAUGCCCUGUAACCAAAGAUCACAAGGACACACUGGAUCAGAACAAAGCUGAGUUUAUUGACUUGUUGUAACAAGGGAGACUGCACAUUCUGGGAAAGCUUUGGUCACCUUAGUAAUAGCUCCUUAAAAAAGUAUAAGGCUUGUGUUUGGUAGUUUUGCAUAGGGCUCAAGGAAGUAGCCCUGGACUGGAUGCUUCCAGUGAAUGGGAGUAAUUCUAUUAUAGGGUAUCUUAUUGAAUUGUAUUCAGGAAAUGAGAAGAACAAAGGAAGAUUAAAAUGUAAUUGUUUUUUUAAAAACCAGCAUUCAAUCAAUCAGCCAGGACAGAGUACUCUGGGCGUUGUUUUGGUUUAUACAAUGUUCUUGUUUUUGACUGUGCUCAAGCAUGAUCAUGAUGUCAUCUUAUUGCAGUUUUGUUCCAUCUGAUCACAAUCCCUCUUUAAUGAUGUUGUUCUGUGAAGUUGUUUAUAUUCAACAGGAGAUCAUGGCCUAUUUGUGAGUGCCACGCCAAUUCCUAUGUAUAAGAGACUGAUUUUCUCAAAAUAUUCAUUGCACUAUAAAAUUCCUAGAAGAAAGCAUAGGAGAAAAGCUUCAUGACAUUGAAUUUGGUGGUGAUUUCUUGGCUUUCACACCAAAACACAUGGAACAAAGCGAAAAUAGACCAGUGAGACUACAUCAAACUUAAAAAAUUUUGUGCACCAAAGAACACCAUCAACAGUGAAAAGGCAACCUAUGGAAUGGGAGAAAAUAUUUGCAAAUACUAUAUCUGAUAUGGGUUUAAUGUCCAUAAUAUUUAAGAACUCCUACAACCCAACAAAAACAAAAAAAUCAAAUAACCUGAUUAAAAAAUGAGCAAAGGACUUAGAUAUUUCUCCAGAGAUGAUAUGCAGAUGACCAACAAACACAUGAAAAAAUGUUCAACAUCACUAAUCAUCAGAGAAAUGGAAAUCCAAACCACAAUGUAGUGUCACCCUACACACAUUAGGAUGACUGCUAUCAAAAAAAAAAAAAAAACAAAAACAGAAAAUAGCAAGUGUUCAAAAGGAUGUGGAGAAACUAUUCCCUCCGUGCACUGUUGGUGAGAUUGUAAAAUGGUGCAACUGCUAUAAAAACAGUAUGAAGUCUUCUCAAAAAAGUGUAAAAGAGAACUUCUAUAUGAUCUGGCAAUCCCAUAUCUGGGUAUAUACCUAAAGGAAUUGAAAGCAGGGUCUCAAAGAUACUUGUGCACCCAUGUUCAUAGCAGCAGUAUUCACAACUGGCCAGAGGUGGAACCAACCCAAAUACCCAUGUAUGGAAUCUUAAAAAAGGAAGGGAAGCCUAUCACAUGCUACAACGUGGAUGAACUUUGAGGGCAUUAUUCUAAGUGAAAGAAGAUAGUCACAAAAAGGCAAAUACAGUAUGAUUCCACUUAUAUGAUGUAUCCAAGUUUGUUAAAUUCAUACAAACAGAAAGUAGAAUGGUGCCUACCAGGGACUGGGCGAGGAGGAAAAGGAGAGUUUUUGUUUGAUGGGUAUAGAGUUUCAGAUUUGCAAAAUGGAAACGUUCUGGAGAUCUGCUUCCCAACAAUGUGAAUGUACUUAACACUAUGGAACUGUAUACCUAAAAAUGGUUAUGAUGGUAAAUUUUGUGUUACAUUUUUUAACCGCAGUAAAAUACAUUGCUCAUUGCAGAGCCAUAUUACUUAAGGACUAUAUUUUCUGCUCCUUUGAUCUACUGUUGUGUUUCCUGUGCCAUUGAAAAUACAGUGUUCCUAGAAUCAAGAUAAAAUAAAUUCACCAUUUUAUUUUAUUUUA
Acinonyx jubatus (cheetah) is the source of this 11232-nucleotide messenger RNA. Its product is annotated as protocadherin beta-5-like. NCBI's taxonomy places the organism in Eukaryota, Metazoa, Chordata, Mammalia, Carnivora, Felidae. Gene Ontology annotation, cellular component: plasma membrane. Gene Ontology annotation, biological process: homophilic cell-cell adhesion. Gene Ontology annotation, molecular function: calcium ion binding. The coding region runs from base 5500 to 7812 and encodes 770 amino acids. The record is from RefSeq and is a predicted model, not a curated record. The transcript has 2 exons.